AUGAGGAACUUUACGUCAGUAUCAGCUUUACUUCUCUACGCCUGCAACUGGAUCUGUGUUUCAAGCUCUGAGACUCACAUUGUCGAAGUCCAGCGUGGUCAAAAUGUCACACUGCUCUGCUCCAACAUUUCCAAAGGGCCAACUUAUACAGAGUGGUUCAGAGUGGUCAACAGAACCAAGCCACGCUGCAUCUCCUCCAUGUUUGAUGCGAAUGGCAAAGCUUCAAACUGUGAUGGAUUUAAAAAUCGAUUUGAAAUGAGCUCCAACGUCUCUACUCUUUUCCUUAAGAUCAAGUCAACAGAAUUCUCAGACUCUGGACUUUACUUCUGUGGAAUUUACAUAGAUUCACAUACAGUCAUUCCCAGUACAACACAUUUAAUAGUUCAAGGAAGAAGUGAAGGAAUGACAGCUGUAAUCCUUGCUGGUCUGUGUGUUGUUCUCUCUGUGGUCAUCAUUGCUCUAUCGAUUAAAGUCAGGAAGCUUCAGACAGCUUUUACUAAGGACCAACAACCAAAGGGAAGUGAGAAUCUGGGCUCCAAUGACCUGCACUAUGCAGCCCUGAGUUUCCAGACAAAGCCAAGAAACCACAGAUACGCAUCAAAAAGACAGCUGGAGCCAAACGUGGUGUACUCUGCUGCUAGAUGA
Molecule: messenger RNA, 645 nt
Organism: Betta splendens (Siamese fighting fish)
Lineage: Eukaryota; Metazoa; Chordata; Actinopteri; Anabantiformes; Osphronemidae
Exons: 5
Coding region: 1-645 (214 amino acids)
Biological process (GO): response to bacterium
Source: RefSeq, a predicted model, not a curated record